AAUAUAUUUAUUGUACAGUUUCAGAUAAUCACAAUUUGAGCAAAUAUCAAUCUGAUCAAGGCUGAACUGAGCAAAGGAAAUCUAACAUCUCUGCGUCCGUGAAACACACAAAGGUGUAAGGUCUGACCCCCAGACGGCGAGAUGGAUUCUGUCAAAUGGCUUAUGAUUUUUGUGUGCCUUUGCGUUAAAGUUACUCAAACUGAAGCCUCAUCUUGGACAAUUCAGGUGCCGUCCUCAGUCAAAGGUCUCCCUGGAUCCUGUGUGGUGAUCCCCUGCUCAUUUAACUACCCAGAUCCAGGCAAGAAGAUCACUGAGUUCACGGGGAUGUGGCUCAAGGCGACACAUGAGGUCAUCUAUCACCCAGACAAGUCGAAAAGGAUGCAGCAGUAUCGGAAUCGGACAGAGUUGCUGGGAGAUGUCAGACAGAAGAGCUGCUCACUGAAGAUUGAUCCCCUUCAACAAGAUGACCGAGGGCCUUUUUUUUUCAGGAUUGAAAUGGCAGACUAUGAAAUGUUUUCCUACAGAAAGAACACAGUCUCCAUUACAAUGAUUAGUGAACUAAAUCCCAUCCAAUUCUCAGUGAAGGAGGAGGUAAUGGAGGGUCAAAAUGUGUCUGCAUCCUGCUCUGUGUCUCACUCCUGCCCCACUUCACCACCUGUCUUCACCUGGAGCCUCCCUGGAGACAAACACUUUCAAUCACAGCCGCUGGACAAUGGCCACUGGACAGCAACAUCUACUCUGAACUUUCACCCUACCAGCGCUGAUCACAACAAGCCUUUACAAUGCACCGUGACAUACAAGGGAGGGCAGCACCACAAAGCAGAAAAGGUCCUCCGAGUAAAAUACGCCCCAGUGAAUGUGAAUAUUGAGCACAAGUCAGAUGUACAGGAGGGAGAAGCUGUGCGACUAAGAUGCUCCAGUGAUGCUAACCCCCCAGCCACCUAUCAGUGGCAUAAUGAAACGGGUGCUCAACUGCAUCAAGGAAAUCUCUACACGCUGCCAAAUGUCUCCAGACACACAGGAGCCCUGUUCUGUACUGCCAUCAAUGCAGUGGGACAAGGCAAAUCAAACCCUUUGCGGCUCAAUGUGUUAUAUGUGCCUGAGAUUAAGACGAUCUCUUCCUGCUCCUUAGAGGCGGAUAUGGUGAAGUGUGUGUGCAUUGCAGAGUCCCAGCCUGCCAGUAUGGUCUAUUUUGUGCUUUCUGACAGGGUCCUGCCAAGCAUCAAGGUAGAAAAACAUGGCUCCGUUACCAUCGGGACUCUGCAGGCAGAGUUUGGAUCUUCCCGGGUCGUUUACUGUCUGGCAAACAACACGCUUGGCAAUGCCAACCUAACACUCUCUUUACCUGUUAACAGUAAGAUGCAGAAUCUUUAUAUUAUCAUCGCUUCUGGAGCAGGCGGGAUUUUGGUGAUGCUUUUAAUAACAGUGAGAGUUUUUAAAAAAUGCAGGGGGAGAUCUGCGAGUGCACUGACACCUCACAUUAGUACCGAGAAGGCAAAAAAAGAUGUGGCGCUCCCUCAGUAUUCUGCAACUAAAAGAAAAGAGAAGAGCCAUGAGGAUGUACAUUGCGUAGGUAUUUAUGCCACCGACCAUAUAUACGGCAACAUGGAGACUGACUGUGAUGAUGCAAUCUACGCCAAUAUGUAACUUUGUUGAAUUCAUUGGGGGAACAGCUGCAGUCCCUCUGUUGUCCAACUGAUGUGAGUCAAGAAAGCUGCAAAAUUAUUAAUAUGCUAUCUUCUGUAUAAAUGACAAAUUAUAUUUUUCUGUCUCCUGUAAUUCACAUACAGUAAAUGUUUUUCUGUUUUUUUUAAGUUGUUCAUGUCUAAAUAUGACUUUUCCCUGACUGCUUGUCUGAUCAUAAGUAACAGAUUUGUUGUAAAAAAAAAAAUCACCAUCAAACUACUUACCUGUUUUAUUUGCCAAUGUGUCACCCAACAACAACACUUGCUGCACAAGCUACACCUUUUUAAUUUCCUCUUUUGCAGCCAUGGUUUCUUUAUCAGAGUAACAGAUAAGAACAUCGCUGUUGAAGUUACAAAAUGCUGGCUUGCUGCCAAAUAACCCUGUUAACCCCUGUUGACUUUUUUGUUCACGGCUAUAAAAGCAACACAGUCACUGUGCUCAUCACAGCACAGCACAGAUGCGCUGAACAUAUGUGUACACUUGCCUCACAAAAACAGUUGCGUCACAAUGUCAAAACACUCAAGGAAGAAUAAUUUCAAUGCCGUACUAACUGACUGACUUUACUGUAAAUGUUUGAGUAUGUGCAGCAGCACAGAUUAUACUCACUCAUUAAUCAACUGAAACAAGUUAGAAAGUGAAAAUAUUCUAUGUGUGCUCAGGUCAAUGUGGAAAACCCCUUGAGGUUUUUCUUGAAGUGUGUUAAUGAUAAAAAGACAGGAAGCCAAAGGGGAAGCUACUGUCUAAGGUGCAAAAAAAGAGUACUGAAGUGAUCACACAUUUCAAAAACAGAAACACCAAACAUCGCUCUAUUCUUGGCACAAGCCUUGCCUCAAAUGAUCAUAAACUGUAAACGCAAACUCACUUUGGGAGAUACAGUAUUCCUCAACAGCUUUGUAGUAUUUAGAAAAAUGUGGAUAAAAGGCCCAAAGUCAUCUUCCCAGUUUAAUGCAGUCUGAUUUAUAUCGCUGUGUAACAAACAUUAACACCAUGAAAUCUGGAAAAACUGCUUACAACUCAUUUGCUAACUGCUAAUUCAGCAAUCUUUAGCAUUCAGAUAAAAAAAAAAAAUCUGUGAAGGGUAGCCCACAAGUUGUUCAUAUUUCAUCUUUAGAAUUUAAAAAUGGUGAAGGAAUUUAAAUAUUGCCUGUUGAUUUGUUUUCUUUAAUCUCUUGAAAGUUCAACCUCAUAGUUGCCCUGAAAAAUUUUAUAAUCUGAAAUAAUUAAAAAAUAUAUCAACAAAUCAUACAAUCAAGUUUUUUUAUGACAAAAUGUAUUACACAUUCUCACAAAACUGUGUUAGUUUAUUCAUAUUCAAACACAAAUCAAAGGGGGGCAUCUUUCUCCAUCACACCCUUCUGUUUUUACACAAUCAAGCAUUUAAUUAUUUAAUGGUAUUUCAUUUGAAUAAGACACACUAUAAAUCAUAUUGAAAGAAGCAUCAAACAGUGAAGUAUUACUGAAGUAAACACACCAGAUAUGACGUGGUAAAUAACUGAUCAUGAGAGUGACACUCUCAAGAGUUCGGGCAUUUCAGGUUUUUCAAAUGGCAUUACAGUGUGCAGUGAUGUGUUAACUGACUGAUUGUGUUUCUUAAUUCAGAAUGCGGACUCAUAAUUCACUUUUGGUCAAACAGUAUCUCUCUGUAAUCAUAUCACAUCAGGGUAGUAUUUCCUUUUCAGCUCAACAUCUGUAUGGAGAGUAAACUUUUACAAAUGUAGCAUCUGAGAGACAUUAAUUAAACUACAGAUGUGAAACUUGUUGACACAUUAAUUAUUAUUUACCAUGCAGAAUGAAAGGGUGAUAUUUAGGCCGUUGCACUGGGCUUACAUUACAUUGUGGGAAUCACGGAGCUCGUCACAUGCUUCCCUCCUCUGUACCGCGCUGUGCAGUUUAAAGGCUUGUCGAAGUCAGUGAGUCGAGGGGGAAAGGUCAGGGUUGACACCGUCUUCCACUGCCACGUAUUCAGCUUCUUUAUUUGAGAGGUGACGGUUCCAGAUCGGCUCCAGGACAAUUUGGGGGGAAACAUUGGGCAGGCGUGAGACACAGAGCAGGAGGCAGUUACUAUAUCUGUCACCUCCACAGACAGAGAUCUGUUUCGCCUGCAGAGUUUGAAUAGAAUGUCAACACAAUAUAUUACAGUGAUUCAAAUAUUUACAAAAAAUCUAAGUGUGUUGCCUUACAAAUUAUUAAAGUAAUCUAUAAUACUCAUGUAUAACAUCAAUGGAUACUGGAUUAUUUGUGAAGGAGAAGCUUCCGUAUUGCGGCAUUUCAAUCCUGAAGUAGAAAGGGCCACCAUCACUAUACCUGACACCAUCCAGCAGCAUGGUGCAGUUGUUUACUUCCAGAGCUCCCAAAAUCUGGGUUCGUUUUUUGUAUUCCUUGGGCAGUUUCCAUUUUGCGGAGAUUGGUUGCGACCACCUUAUUCUCGUCCUUCCAGAAUCCUCGCCACCUGUUCACGUUCUGCAUUGUGUUGGGCUUAGGGUAAAUGUAGAUGCAGGGAAUAACUACACAGCAGCCCUGCACGACAGGAAUCUUUGUCGGUACGUUUAUUGACCACAAGACGUGAGAGGUCUGGACAUGGAUCACUGAAAACAAGAGAGAACAUUGAUUUAUCAUUAAGUGUAAGAUAAAAUAUGUUAUGCAAAAGAAUGGUUAAUGUAAGACUCACCAUGUAACAACAGAAAGGAAAACCACAACCUCAGCUCCAUCACUGACAAGGAAGAGAAAUCUAAAGUGUAAAAAAAAGGCAUGAGGCAAUGAAAGACACAUUAAACGGCUUGUUGUAUUUUUGCACCAACAAUUCCCUCACCUCUGAAUCCUUUUAAUGGCUGUGUGAGUGCACCUUCUCUUGGUGAAGAUGUGUGCAGUGUCAUUUGUAUGUGAUAUUUAAAGUCCAACUUCACCCUUUAAAGCUGAAAGCGUUACCGAAUGUUUUACAAAGCGUUGAGCUCAUGACGUGAGUUAAACAGAUACAGCAGAAGCUCAGGAGACGGAUGUUGUUGCAGUAUGUGAUUACUUUGUUACUUGUCAUCUGUUUAACAUGUUACUUCUGUUUCAACUUAAAAAUAUGAAUACAGAAAGGAAUUCCACAGAACACAGUGUUCCAGCAAUGCACAGACGCUACAUUUUGUGUCACUGCCGACGGAAAAAACACAAGAAAAAAUGGAAAAAGAUGAAUCACUAAAAGGACUGUUUUUAAGACUAUCACUGCCAAAUGCACAACCCAGAUGGGCAGAUGCAAAAAAAAUUAUUUAAUAAAGCAAAAACUCACAAAAACAGGAAGUAAAAUGAAAUGACAAACUAACGGCCCUGGAGUCACUGACAGCCAACCAGUGUGCCAUAGAGAAAACCUGUGAGAAGAUCUUAGAAAUUUACAAGAUUUACAAGAACUGUAACCACAUUUCCUUUUGAGGAAAUUAACCAUGGGGGAAAUUCCAUUUCUACAUUUCACAGCUUUGCUGUUCAGGCAUGUCUUGAAGAGUCAUGUGAUGGUCAGUCAAAUGAGGUCAAACCUCACAAAGAAGAAAUUUGAUAUUCUGUGUUUUUAAUAGCUUUUGAAUCCGUAACUGGUAUUUGAGUUGCAACUCUAAUAAGUUUGUAAACUGACAAAAUUCAGAAUUUUACUUCUAUGAGUAAAAUCCACCUAUUUAAGUUAAUAUUCAGGGAGGCAAAGAUUGCAACAAGGGAUUGUGGGAGCGGCUGAACAUAGUGUAAAAUAUUGUUUUAAAGUACGGCAUAAGAAUUUGUUUAGUUUGGUCUGUCACAUUAGAGAAAUUGCAGUACAAAUGAAAUGAAAAACUAGGACAAGAGACUCUCAGCGAUGAUGAUAAGCCAGCUCCAGUAUGCACACCGAUACAACCAAGGUCGAGAAAGGCUCAUCCUCAGCAAAAUCUAAUCGAAAUUUGGCUAUUGCUCAAUAAAUGUAGAACACUUUGGACAAACAAUGACAUCCACUUUUAACCUUUUAUUGUUUGGUACAGUUCUUAUUCUAUAUCAUAGUUCUAAAUUAAAUGGCAUUACAAAAAAGAACUUCAUCUCUAAAUAAGAGACUGAAUCAGAAAAGAAAACAGAAGUUUCAGCUCCUGCCCAGAUGACACAUGAAGUGAAUUGACAAACAUAUUGAGAAAGACUAGAAAAAACACAAUGCAUCAUGUCACAUCACCCAAGAUGUGUCAAGUGAAGUUGCACAGCUGUACAGUGGAACAUAGCAGAUUACAUGAAUAUAUUCCACAGAAAACGGAACUCUUGAUAUCUUCUCCCGUUUCACGCUUGGUUAUGGUGAGGGAAAGAUCACAGCAUUAAAAGGUAAACAUCGAUUGCAGGUCACACCAGGGGGCACAUUUGUAAAAUGAGUGAUAAUGUGUUAAGACACAUUUGAAGCCUUGGUUCUGAGCAAUAAUAAACUGUCCAUUAUCAAUGGUUACAUAUCCACUGUAAUAAACAAAGGCCAAAUAAACAACUUAUAUAUGAAAUUAUAUAAAGAAAUAUCAUCUAUUUGUCACUGGGAAAUUGGUCCCUGGAAACAGACAUGCAUAAGGUCUCCCAUCUCUACUUCAUAUAGGACAUCCAGACUGAAAGAGACACCAAACAACUACAAAUGACGCAGCUUGCUUGACUUUGUAGUUUUGCACCUCAUUGUGUUUUCUUUUUUGUCUCUGUGUAGUCGUACACAGUGGCCAUUUUUUGUCUCUUGUGGUAGUCUCAUUGUAGUUGUUUUUCGUCUCUUUCUGGUCGUCUCUUGGUGGGCCCAUCAGAUUGAGGGGGAUGCCCUCUCACAAUUUCUGCAACUAUGAGCCAGUAAAUACAGAAGACUAACUGUAACUCUGCUUUGUUUUUAUUAAUGGCAUGUCGUUUUUAUCUCAUAAAAUCCUUUAGAGGAUGCAAUGAUUCCUUUCUUACUCGUGAUAACAAAACCAUGUUCACACAUGCAGGAUACAGAAAUACCGUUCAAAAUGAAGUUCCAAAUAGAUUUGUGAGAAGCAGCUUUUCGACUAUUUUGAAUAAUCCACAUUUCCAUAUAUAUUGUCUGAGUGAUCCGUACUUUGAGCCAUCUGAUCUGGAGGGGCCUGCAAAGACAGACGUUGGGUUAUAUAUUAGGCUGUGGUUUUUGUCUUAGUUCCCAUCUUCUUAGUAAAUUAAAACCCAACCGAGUGGGGGUAUUGUACCUCAAUGUUGAUGUAGACAGGUUCAUCAAUGUCCUUCAGUUCGGAGGGUUCCUUGUGCUCUUGUCUUUUGCAAGAUGCUUCACUGAAAAGACAAAAGAGACCAGGUUGGAUUCCAACUUGAGAGACAGGAGAUCAGAAAUGUGUCAUUAUGUCAGCAAUUCACAUUCACAUAUCUGGUGGAACAGCUGUUUUCAGAGUCAAAAGUCUUCAUAAGUAUAGUAUUAAACUUUGCUUUCUGUAUUAUACACAGUAACAACAAAUAAUAUCUACACUCUAAUUCGAUUUCACAUUUGUAUCAAGAAACAAACCUUUUCAAUUGGUUUGCUCGGCUAAAAUUUGCAUAAUGUCCAGAAUCUUCCCUGGUAAAAGAUUUUGACCUGUGAAAAUAGUGAAAAAGAUAUUAGCCUUUCAUCUGUUUGUAUAAAAAUAUUUUUACAACACAUUUGAAGCCCCCCCCCCCCCACAC
Anarrhichthys ocellatus (wolf-eel) is the source of this 7317-nucleotide messenger RNA. RefSeq names its product sialic acid-binding Ig-like lectin 14. Bases 142 to 1647 code for a protein of 501 amino acids. NCBI's taxonomy places the organism in Eukaryota, Metazoa, Chordata, Actinopteri, Perciformes, Anarhichadidae. The record is from RefSeq and is a predicted model, not a curated record. The transcript has 10 exons.